This is a messenger RNA of Periophthalmus magnuspinnatus, 3518 nucleotides long. Its product is annotated as NLR family CARD domain-containing protein 3-like. The coding region runs from base 39 to 3431 and encodes 1130 amino acids. The transcript is spliced from 10 exons. The record is from RefSeq and is a predicted model, not a curated record. Gene Ontology annotation, molecular function: protein binding. NCBI's taxonomy places the organism in Eukaryota, Metazoa, Chordata, Actinopteri, Gobiiformes, Gobiidae.
GAGAGACUGAAAGUAUUUAGAGACGACACUGACAGAAGAUGGUGAAUGUAACGUCAGCAUGUGGCCAGCAGAGGGAGACAGAUCAGACCUCUGGGUGCAGCAAGUCUGUAUGUUCUGUUCAAAUGGACUCUUCUUCUGAUUCUUACCUCUACAACAUGAAACCACCUGGACCUGGCCCCGGGUCUGAACCCAGACCUAAACCUGCUCCCAGAGCUCAGUUUAUGAACAGUGACCGCUCCAAAGGCAAUGUUCCAAACUUUAGAGAAGCUCCUCCUGAAGACCAGAGCUCCUUCAACAUGAAGCCACCUGGACCUAAACCCAGACCUAAACCUCCUCCUAGACCUCAGAAAAGAGACCACUCCAAAGAAGUCUAUCCUGAAGACCAGAAGGAGCCAGGCCCAAAGGAGCAGCUGGACGCCAUAUUCAGGCGUCUGGAGGAGGACGUCCUGACUUUUGUCAAAGAGCAGCUGCAGAGGCUCCACAGGCUCCUGGCCUCAGAUUACCCAGAAUGCUCUGAGAGUGAGGAGGAGGAGCAGAGCAGCAGAGAGGCGGUUCUGAACAUCACCCUGGACUUCCUGAGGAGGAUGGACCAGGAGCAGCUGGCUCAGCACCUGCAGGACAGAAACAGUGUUGGAGUUUGUAAAGAUAAACUGAAGAGGCAUCUGCAACAGAGAUUCAGCCGAGUGUUUGAGGGCGUGGCUAAAGCAGGAGACUCCACCCCCCUGAACCAGAUCUACACAGAGCUCUACAUCACAGAGGGCGGAGCCUCAGAGGUCAACCAGGAACAUGAGGUCAGACACAUGGAGACUGCAUCCAGGAGACCAGCUUCUCCAGAGACCACCAUCACAUGUGAAGACCUCUUUAAAGCCCGCCCACAUUCACCAGAGCCAAUCAGAACGGUGCUAACAAAGGGCGUGGCCGGUGUAGGGAAAACAGUGCUGACUCAGAAGUUCUGUCUGGACUGGGCUGAAGGCAGAGCCAACCAGGACCUCCAGCUGCUGUUCCCGUUCGCUUUCAGAGAGCUCAAUGUGCUCAGAGACACACAGUUCAGCCUGGUGGGACUGAUGCACCACUUCUUCAGUCCAUCCAAAAGUCUCUACAGCUUCCAACAGCUCCAGGUGCUCUUCAUCUUUGACGGUCUGGACGAGUGCAGACUUCCUCUGGACUUCACCCAAACCCCUGUCCUGAAUGACCCCACAGAGUCCACCUCAGUGCAUGUGCUGCUGGUGAACCUCAUCAGGGGGAGCCUGCUUCCCUUUGCUCACCUCUGGAUAACCACACGCGCUGCCGCAGCCAGUCACAUCCCUGCUGAGUGCGUCUCCAUGGUGACAGAAGUGCGAGGGUUCACUGAUCAGCAGAAGGAGCAGUACUUCAAGAAGAGGUUCAGAGAAGAGGCCACAGCCGUCAUCUCCCACAUCAAGAGCAUCCGCAGCCUCUACAUCAUGAGCCACAUCCCGAUCUUCUGCUGGAUCCUCUCCACAGUUAUACAGAAGCUUCUGGAACAAACAAAGACACCAGAGCUGCCCCGGACUCUCACACAGAUGUACAUCCACUUCCUGGUGGUUCAGGCCAAAGUCCAGAACAUCAAGUAUCACCAGGGAUCAGGGGCGGACCUUCACUGGACUCCAGAGACCAGGGAGAUGGUGAGGUCUCUGGGAAAACUGGCCUUUGAGCAGCUGCGGAAAGGAAACCUGAUCUUCUACGAGUCUGACCUGAGCGAGUGUGGGCUGGACACUGCAGUGGCCUCAGUGUACUCCGGAGUGUUCACACAGGUCUUUAGAGAGGAGCCAGGCCUGUACCAGGACAAGGUCUACUGCUUCAUCCAUCUGAGUGUGCAGGAGUUUCUGGCUGCUCUUCACGUCCAUCAGAUCUUCACAGAGUCUGGAGUCAACCUGCUGGGAGUCCAACAAACUUCUUUUCUUCCUCAGUUGUUUAAAAACAAGACUGAACUGAAAUUGUUAUACCGUUCCGCUGUGGACCAGGCCUUACAGAGUCCAAAUGGACACUUGGAUCUGUUCUUGCGCUUCCUUCUGGGGCUAACUAUUCCGAUCAAUCAGAGCCUGCUGCAGGGUCUGCUGACUCAAACAGGAAGUGAUCGGACCAAUCAGGAGACAGUAAAGUAUAUCAAAGAGAAGCUUAAUGAAGAGGGUCUGUCUGGAGAGAGAAGACUGAACCUGCUUCACUGCCUGAAUGAACUGAACGAUCACAGUCUGGUGAAGGAGAUACAAGAGUACAUGAGAAGAGGACAGAUCUCCUGGUUAAAUUCUCCUGCUCUGUGGUCGGCUCUGUCCUUCCUGUUACUGUCCUCAGACUCAAACCUGGAGGAGUUUGACCUGAGGAAAUACCAGGCCUCAGAGACAGCUCUCCUGGGUCUGCUGCCAGUGGUCAAAGCCUCCACCAAAGCUCUUCUUUGUGGCUGUGGCCUGUCCCCUCACAGCUGUGGUCCUCUGGCCUCAGUCCUCAGCUCCUCCAGUCUCACACACCUGGAUCUCAGUCACAACGACCUCCAGGACUCAGGAGUGGAGCUGCUGUGUUCUGGGCUGAAGAGCGCAACCAGCAAACUGGAGACUCUCAGGCUGUCUGGAUGUCUGGUCUCAGAGAGGGGCGGGGCUGCUCUGGCCUCAGUUCUGAGCUCUGCCUCCUCCCAUUUGAGAGCAUUAGACCUGAGCUACAACCAUCCAGGACCCUUAGCUGAGCUCCUGACCACUCUACGGGACGACCCCCACUGCCCCCUGCAGUCUCUCAGGAUGGAUCCUGCUGGAGAACAGUGGAUGGUCCCAGGUCUGAGGAAGUAUUCCUGUGAGUUUUCUCUGGAUCCAAACACAGCUCACAGCAAACUGAAACUGUCUGAGGACAAACGGACAGUGACCUGUGUGACAGUGACCUGUGUGAGAGAGGAGCAGCAGUAUCCAGAUCAUGAGGACAGAUUUACACACUACUAUCAGGUCCUGAGCUGCACUGGCCUGAGGGGGCGCUGUUACUGGGAGGUGCAGUGGAGCGGGUGGGACAUUAAAAUAUCAGUGAGUUACAGAGGAAUCAGACGGAGAGGAGAGAGAAAGGAGUCUAAGUUUGGAGGCAAUGAUCAGUCCUGGAGUCUGAGGGUCUUAUAUGGACGUUACUCUUUCUAUCACAACAACAGAGAAACAGACCUCUCCUCCUCCUUCUCCUCCUCUUCUGUCUCCCCUUCCCCUUCCACCUCCUCCUCCUCCUCAUCCUUCUUCCGUCCCUCAGGUCGAGUGUCUGUGUUCCUGGACUCUGAGGCUGGAUCUCUGUCCUUCUAUGAUGUUCGCUCUGAUGGAGAACUGUUCCACCUCCACACCUUCAGCUCCUCCUUCACUGAGCCUCUGUUUCCUGGGUUUGGAGUGAUGUUUGAAGGUUCCUCUGUGUCUGUGGUGGAUCUGAGGAGAGCACCCCUUGGUGGACAUAUGUGACACUUUUAUGAUGUAAUUUUUCUGUCAAUCAGUCUGUCCUAAAUCAGUAAAAAAAAUAUUGAAAAUAAAUAAAUAAAUACAUGAGUC